AUGGCUCUAGACGCGCUGCCGUCGGACAUCGCGAAGCUGGUGGCCGAGGACCUCUACAAGGUCAACGAGGCCAUCUUCAACCUGCCGGAGGAGGACACGAUCGACACGGGCAUGAGCAAGACGCUUUAUGUGGCUGUCACGAAGGUCCAUGAGUCUUACUGCGCAGGGAGAUACGACAAGAAAGACCAGAACUUUUUCUACGACUACGUCGCCCUCCUGUCCACGAUGCAGAACCAGCCCUUCUUCAGCGAGAAGGAGAACAAGCAGAUGCUCAAGUGGUUACUCGAGGCGGUCGCCUCGGACUCGCCGCCCGAGCCCGCCCAGCCCGCCGCCAAGGCGGCCCCGGCGCCCUCGCUGGCGAAGGACAUCGCCAGGCUCGAGGCGGAGAACGCGGAGCUGUCCAGGCAGGCCGAGAAGAUGAGGGAGCUGUCGGACGCGGUGGUUUUUAUCCAGGGCUUCAAGCCUGUUCUGCUGGAGGCCCGCGAGCCCGCGGGCGGCGGCGGCGAGGGCGAGGCGGCCGCGGGGGAGGGGAAGAAACCCAGGAAGAGAAAGAAGGACAGGAAGAAGCGCGGCUCCGAGGAGGGCGCGCCUGACGAGGAGCCCGGGGAAGCACCCGAGGGGGCGCCAGAGGAGGAGGCCGAGGCCAGCGAGAGCUGA
Molecule: messenger RNA, 657 nt
Organism: Prorocentrum cordatum
Lineage: Eukaryota; Dinophyceae; Prorocentrales; Prorocentraceae
Source: the annotation of a GenBank genome assembly